AUGGCGCCAUCCACGAAUCUAAGCCCUCGCGUGGAGGAGUUGAAGGUUGGACCCAGCAAGAGACAUCAGAACUGGCUCAAAGAUCCGGGUCUGAGGAAGCUGAAUCUGGGCAUCUUCUGCAUGUUCAUGUCGUCGGCUGGCACGGGGUACAAUGGAAGCCUUAUGAAUGGAUUGCUCGUUCUACCAGAGUUUACCAUGAUCACCGGUGGUUUGAGACCCAGCAUUCUCGGACUACUCAUUGCGGCGACCUCGUUAGGGGCCUUUUGCGCUUUCACUCCAGCAUCGUACAUUGCCGACAGACUCGGACGGAAAUGGUGUGUUCGUGUGGGAGCUUCCCUCGUCAUCCUAUCCGCCUUCCUGCAAAUAUUCGUGAAGACACACUGGGCUUUCUUCGGCUGUCGGGUUCUGGCCGGAGCUGGUGUUGGCACCGCCCAGACUGCAGCACCAUUGCUGGCCACGGAGAUUGCGCAUCACCGUCAACGACAGACGGCUACUGCCCUGUAUAAUGCCUGUUGGGCGCUGGGCUCCAUCACAUCGGCCUCCGUCUGUUUCGGAACUUUAUCAAUGUCCUCCCACUGGUCAUGGCGAGCGGCGUGUGUGAUUCAGGCCUUCUUCCCAAUUGUCCAAAUUAUUGGCCUGGCUUUCGUACCAGAGAGUCCACGCUGGCUAAUUUCCAAAGGGAGAAAUGACGAGGCUUUGGCAAUCCUGAUCAAAUAUCACGCCAAUGGAGAUAAGGAGGAUGAGAUGGUUCAACAUGAAUUCCACCAGAUAUGCGAGACGAUCAACAUCGAGGCAUUGGAGCCAAGAAGCUGGGGCUCGUUCUUCUCGUCCCGCGGCGACAUGCACCGCCUGAUCAUCUGUAUCAUGUUGGGUCUGAUGCAAGAAUGGGCUGGAAACGGCAUCAUCUCAUACUAUCUCGCACCGAUCCUGGCCUCCGUUGGAGUGACCCGAGCUGCCGACCAAGCAUCGGUGAAUCUGGGCCUGCAAUUUUGGAAUCUGCUGCUCUCUUCGGCGGGAGCAAUUGCCUCUGAGCGAUACGGUCGCCGUCCACUAUGGCUGGUUGGAACCAUGAUCAUGCUUUUCUUCCUAUGCAUGAUGACCAUCGUGGCCGGCGUGUUCCAAGAAAUGCACAUCGCCGCCGCUGGUAUGGCAAUGAUUCCUAUGAUCUUCCUCUUUUUCUCCGGUUUCAAUAUCGCCUAUUCGCCUCUUUUCAUUGCCUACGCUGCGGAAAUUCUACCUUUUCCCCUUCGCGCCAAGGGAAUGGCGAUCGCCUUGACCACCGACGCGGUGGCCUGCUUCUUCAAUCAAUACGUGAACCCGGUCGCCUUCGCAGCGCUGCAUUGGAGAUAUUACCUGGUCUAUAUUGGGUGUCUGACCUGGUUCCUUGUCACGGUCUACUUCCUGUUCCCUGAAACCAAAGGAAGGACUCUCGAGGAAAUCUCCAUGAUCUUUGAUCGCAAGGACAUAGUCAGCGAUGAAUCUAGUGAGGUUUCCCAGGAGAUCCACACCGCCACAGAGAAGGUUUAG
Molecule: messenger RNA, 1527 nt
Organism: Penicillium diatomitis
Lineage: Eukaryota; Fungi; Ascomycota; Eurotiomycetes; Eurotiales; Aspergillaceae
Exons: 3
Coding region: 1-1527 (508 amino acids)
Biological process (GO): carbohydrate transport; transmembrane transport
Cellular component (GO): membrane
Molecular function (GO): carbohydrate:proton symporter activity
Source: RefSeq, a predicted model, not a curated record